UCCAAAACAAGUUUCCAUUUGGAGCUUUCCUUCUCGCAGGCUCCAUCCUCUGUUAUUGAACUCCAACCAGAGAGUAGCUCAACAAAUAAGCAUCUGAUAAAGAAAUCAAUAUGGGUAAUGUUCUUCGGUUUCUUUAUGGAAAAUGCUGUAGACCCACAACCUCCGAUGAAUCGCUUGGACCCCAUGGUGUAUCAGCUUCCACUGUUGGUGUUUCAGCCCUUGCCCGUGAUCUCUUUCAAUUCGAAAUCACGUCGCAGGUUCCCGAGGGACUUAGCAGACAUGUUGUGUCCUCUAAGAAGGCUCAGGCUAACUGGUAUAGAAAACUGGUAGAGGCAUGGAGAGAAUCAAAACCACCUCCGCGAACACCUGAAGAAGCUGCUAGGCUUGUUAUUGGCACCUUGAAGAGGCACCAGAAGGCAGAUAUUGAGGGAUUGUUGACUUUCUAUGGUCUCCCUCUUCCCCAUACCCUAGUUGAACUCUCUACAGUGGUUCCUACAUCAUUGCCAGAAGAAGUGCAGUUCGAGUUGCAGACUCUUCCGGUUGAUGCAAAGGCUGUAGCAGAUGGAGAUACAAUCACUGUGUAUGUCAGCACUGCAGAUUCCAGAGAAUCGACUAUCGUUCCUAGUAACGUGCAGUUGGCAGCUGUUGAAAGAACAAGAGCAAGAGCAGCCAAGAACUAUGCAAAAGCAGACAUGAUUCAUAAGGAGAUUAUCGAAUCUGGAUACCGGGUGUUAAAUCUCCAAAAUGAAGAGAUCCUUGCAAGAAAGUAUAGGAUUCGACUACGAGGAAUUGAUGCCCCGGAGAGUUCAAUGCCAUAUGGAAAAGAGGCUAAGGAGGAGCUAACUAAGAUUGUUCAAGGGAAGUGUUUGAGAGUUCUGGUUUAUGGGCAAGAUCGAUAUGGUCGAUGUGUGGGUGAUAUCUACUGUAAUAAAGUGUUUGCACAGGAAGCAAUGCUGAAGAAAGGUUGUGCAUGGCAUUACACAGCCUAUGAUCAGAGGACUGCACUUGCAACAUGGGAAAAAGAGGCUCGGGCAAAGCGAGUUGGCUUGUGGGCUUUGUCAAAUCCUGAGAAGCCAUGGGAAUGGAGAAAGGCAAGACGAGAAUGCAGAUGAUAUCUUCUGAAGUUUUAGCUUCUUGGUAUAUGAUGAUGAAGUAAUUGAGUCGUUGUAUAAAGAACAUAACCAAAAGGAAGGUAUGACAAUAGGACAUUUGUAACACAUUUAUCAUUGUAUUAAAAUGAUUUGAAAAUCUUAUUUAUUCGGUUCUUUAACCGCGUUAAAUUUAAUUAAAUUACACUAAA
Carica papaya (papaya) is the source of this 1300-nucleotide messenger RNA. It is a transcript of the gene CAN, whose product is annotated as Ca-2+ dependent nuclease. The record is from RefSeq and is a predicted model, not a curated record. Gene Ontology annotation, cellular component: cytoplasm. Gene Ontology annotation, biological process: tRNA aminoacylation for protein translation. Gene Ontology annotation, molecular function: nucleic acid binding; nuclease activity; ATP binding. Lineage: Eukaryota; Viridiplantae; Streptophyta; Magnoliopsida; Brassicales; Caricaceae.